AUGGAGAGACUAACACCUAGGGGACCACUUGGCAAUCCUCACCAGGGGGAGGCCUCUGCCUGCUGGCGGCUCACCGUGAGAGUCCUGGAGGCGCGGGGCCUGGGCUGGGCUGACCUGUUGAGCGAGACAGACCCCUAUGUGAUCCUACAGCUGCCAACCGUACCUGGAACAAAGUUUAAGACCAAAACAGUCACCAACUCCAGUCAUCCCAUAUGGAACGAGACCUUCAAUUUCCUAAUCCAGAGUCAGGUCAAGAACGUUCUGGAGCUGAGCAUCUAUGAUGAGGACUCAGUCACGGAGGAUGACGCCUGUUUCAAGGUUCUCUAUGACGUCUCAGAAGUCCUCCCUGGCAAUCUGCUCCGGAAGACUUUCUCCCUGAGUUCCCAGGGUCAGGAGGAGCUGGAUGUGGAGUUCCUGAUGGAAGAAACGUCAGACCGCCCAGAAAGUCUCAUCACCAACAACGUGCUUGUGGCCCGAGAGCUGUCAUGCCUGGAUGUCCGUCUGUACAACGCAGGGAGCAUGGCUGUGGCUGCAGAUCAGGAUGAGCUGGAGCUGGAGCUGGUGCUGAAGGGGUCAUAUGAGGACACACAGACAUCUGCCCUGGGCACAGCCUCUGCCUUCUGCUUCCACUACAUGGUGGCCCAAGAGGCAGAGCUGAGUGGGCGCCUGAGGAGCUCCGAGAGCAAUGGCUGGAACUCAGACAAGUCAGUAGGGUACCUCACUGUACCCCUGAGGUCCUUGACCACAGGGAAGGAGGUGACUAUUGACCUUCCUGCUACAAAUGCCCCAGGAGUGAGGCUGCAGCUCAAGGCUGAGGGCUGCCCUAAGGAGCUGGCUGUGCACCUGAGCUUCGAUCUGUGUGCGGAGGAGAAAGCCUUCCUGAGCAGGAGGAAGCAAGUGGUGGCCAAGGCGCUGAAGCAGACCCUGCAGCUAGACGGAGACCUGCAGGAGGACGAGGUCCCCAUCGUGGGCAUCAUGGCCACAGGAGGAGGUGCCCGGGCCAUGACCUCUCUCUAUGGCCACCUGUUGGCCUUGCAGAAGCUGGGCCUCCUGGACUGUGUGACGUACUUCGGUGGCAUCUCAGGCUCUACAUGGACAAUGGCCCACCUCUACGGGGACCCGGAGUGGUCCCAGAGGGACCUUGAGGGACCCAUCGGAUAUGCCCGAGAGCACCUGGCCAAGAGCAAGCUGGACGCCUUCUCCCCAGAGCGCCUGGAGAGCUACCGCCGGGAGCUGGAGCUUCGGGCCGAGCGGGGCCACCCCACGACCUUCGUGGACCUGUGGGCUCUCGUGCUGGAGGCCAUGCUGCACGGCCAGGUGAUGAAUCAGAAGCUGUCAGGACAGAGAGAUGCACUGGAGCGGGGCCAGAACCCUCUGCCCCUCUACUUAAGCCUCAAUGUCAAAGAGAACAAUCUGGAGACCCUCGACUUCAAGGAGUGGGUUGAGUUCUCGCCCUAUGAGGUUGGGUUCCUGAAGUAUGGAGCCUUUGUCCCAUCCGAGCUCUUUGGCUCCAAGUUCUUCAUGGGGCGGCUGAUGAAGAGACUCCCCGAGUCCCGGAUCUGCUUUCUGGAAGGUAUCUGGAGCAACAUUUUCUCUGUGAACAUGCUGGACGCCUGGCAUGACCUCACCAGCUCUGGUGAUGCCUGGAAGCAGCAUAUCAAGGACAAGAUCAGGCGCCUGGAGGAGCCCCCUGCCUCCCCGAGGACCUCCUCACGGCCAGAGACCGCUUGGCUGCAGCCUGGAACGGCACUGGCCCAGGCGUUUAAGGGCUUCCUGACAGACAGGCCGCUCCACCAGCACAGCUCCAACUUCCUCCGGGGCCUCCAGCUGCACCAGGACUACUGUCGCCAGAAAGACUUCGCCACCUGGGCAGACUGCCAGCUAGACUCCACCCCCGGCCAGCUGACCCCGCAGGAGCCCCAGCUCUGCCUGGUGGAUGCCGGCUACUUCCUCAACACCAGCUGUCCCUCCAUGUUCCGGCCAGGCCGCAGGCUAGACCUCAUACUCUCCUUUGACUACUCCCUAUCCUCGCCCUUUGAGGUGCUGCAGCAGACUGAGCUGUACUGCCGGGGCCAGGGGCUGCCGUUCCCCCGCGUGGAACCCAGCCCUCAGGACCAAUGCCAGCCCAGGGAGUGCCACCUCUUCUCGGACCCCACCUGCCCUGAGGCCCCUGUCCUGCUGCACUUCCCGCUGGUCAACGCCUCCUUCAAGGACCACUCGGCCCCUGGUGUCCAGCGCAGCCCCGCAGAGCUCCCGGCUGGCCAGGUGGAUCUCACGGGGCCCACCUCGCCCUAUUCCCUGUUCAACAUGACCUACAAGGAGGAAGACUUUGACCGCCUGCUGCAGCUCAGUGACUACAAUGUACGCAACAGCCAGGGCGCCAUCCUGCAGGCCUUGAGGACCGCUCUGAAGCACCGGGCCCUGGGGGCCAAGCCUCCAGGGGUGCAGACUUGA
This is a messenger RNA of Diceros bicornis minor, 2454 nucleotides long. It is a transcript of the gene PLA2G4D, whose product is annotated as phospholipase A2 group IVD. The transcript is spliced from 20 exons. Gene Ontology annotation, molecular function: calcium ion binding; calcium-dependent phospholipid binding. Gene Ontology annotation, biological process: glycerophospholipid catabolic process. Gene Ontology annotation, cellular component: cytosol. The record is from RefSeq and is a predicted model, not a curated record. Lineage: Eukaryota; Metazoa; Chordata; Mammalia; Perissodactyla; Rhinocerotidae. The coding region runs from base 1 to 2454 and encodes 817 amino acids.